This is a messenger RNA of Aureobasidium subglaciale EXF-2481, 1564 nucleotides long. RefSeq lists its product as uncharacterized. The transcript has 2 exons. Lineage: Eukaryota; Fungi; Ascomycota; Dothideomycetes; Dothideales; Saccotheciaceae. The record is from RefSeq and is a predicted model, not a curated record. Bases 165 to 1403 code for a protein of 412 amino acids.
UCGAACGGUCUGUAUGCGAAAUCAGUGAUGUGAUUAUGCAGGACGAGUAUUGUGUAACGACGGGACGAAAUUGAGCAAGAAGAAGCAAGCAACCCCGCUUCGAACCUCGAGGGCUCUCUCCAGGCAACUCUAACAUCGUCCGCUCUGGACUUCGCGUCAUCAACAUGACGGUAUACUCGACAGCCUCGAGCUAUCCAUUUCCGGAACAACAGUCUGGGUCUUUACACAGCAACAUUUUCCAACCACCUCGCACUCCUGGAAUGUCACAUGUCUUCGCAGCCACGCCAUCACAAGACAGGCCUGCGUUGACGAGGAAAAGAUCACGCGCAAACUCCAGCAAGCCAAACACAUCGGCCUCUUUGAGCUAUGCGAUGAGGGAUACCUGGGCGGCACAGGCCAUAAGUCCAGCUCCUCUGGCGAACGAACACUAUACGCUAGACUACAAAUUCGACACGCCGACUCUAGCGGCCGCUGCGCGACACGACGAUCUGGCGGCAGAGAGAGACUUUCGCUGGAAAUGGGAUUCUGAAGACUCGCCCGAGCAAGAGGCUGCACACGUGCCAGGUCUUCUGGCGAGAGAGAGGAACGGAAAGGGCAGAAGUGUCAGCUACUCCAGCAGGGCCAGCACAAGUGAUGGCUUCGACACAAAGGGAUGGGGUGGCUUUGCUUUGAAGCUGGUCGGCGGUGUUGUAGGAAAGAUGUGGCACUUUUGUCGUGCGACUGCUUUCGGCGGCUUCUAUGCUGGCCCUGGACGAGGCUAUGACUUCGCACAAGCCACUCAGCUGCCCAACCCUCUGCCUGCGCAGUACGCGACCAACGACUUCUUUGGCGACUUUGAACAGGAUAACACUCCCGAACGUUCGCUCAAACGACAACAAACAGAGUCUGGUUGGGUCAUGGUAGACUCAAAUCCAGAAGCUCCUCGUCCAUCAAAUCGCAAGACGUCGGCGGACAACCUCACUCAUCUCGGCGCCACGAGAGCAAGCAGUCGUCGCGCCCUCAACUCCGUCACACGUCGUGGUCCCUCACGCCAAACAUCAUACACCGGUUCUCCACAGGCACAAUCUCGGCUCGACGUCUUUAGCCAGGCUUUCGCAGACCGUUCCGCAACAGCCCCCUCCACUGCGUCAACUCGAUCUACCGUACCGCUUCGUCCUACCUUCGACCGUCGAUCAAGCAUUGCCAGUGGAAACGGAGACAACUUGAGUCCCGAUGCACAACGCUUCCUCCACCGCAUAGAAAAGAAAGACCGUGAUGCUGAUAAGAGCAUGCGUAAAUUAGACCGUCAAAUACAAGACCUGAUUCGUCAAGGUCAGGCCGCGCUAGGCACAAAAUUCGAAGUAGAGUCUGACGAUACCGACUUUCACGAUGACGAUGUUGACUGGGAAGAUGCUCGUAGGUAAAUCGAGCCCGAUGAUUUUGAUUCUGGAGUUUUUGCGAAGGGGGAGGGAGAAGAACAAAAUGAUACCCUGGGUCUCCCCCCCUUGGAUGGUGUGGUUCAAAUAUUGUUUUCUACUCUUCGGCUCAUGGUGUUUGCUUGUCGCUAACGACACACGCUCUCUAC